AUGGAUCCCGUGAGCAUUAUCGGCAUAACCGCUGCCGCUGUCCAAUUCGCGGACGUCGGAAAGCGCCUUCUGUCGCGGUUUCAUGAAAUUGACGGCCGGACCGAUCAAGAGAGGGAAGCUCUCACAUUGCUGGGAGACUUGCGCCAGAUGGCUGCGCAGACACUAGACCAUCCCAUCUGCGCAAAACACUGCCGCAUGAUGCACGACCAGACACGGGUUUUCAAUUCCGACGAGAAUCCUACAGCCGUUCUCCAGGAGGUGGAGUCCAUUCCUACCGAGUUCGAGGGUAUCCUAACACGUCUGGCGGCACGGUCUGAUGUUAGUGGCGAGGGUGGCAGCAAACGCGUGUCGAAAUCAUUGGGGGCGGCCGCCGGGAGCAUGUACGAUGAGGGCAUGGUUAAGAAGCUACGCGCGCGGUUGGACGAGACAGAGAAGCGAGCCAUACGAUUUACAAUUCUUUCUUUAUGGAUCCAAACGAAAGAAAGUGCUAUAAGAGUUGAACAGUUCGGCUCCAGGAUAAAUGAUGUUCUGGAUACUAACGAAUUAUUGAACGACGAUGACGUCAACGUUGGGGCCAGAGUGUAUCGAGAACUGGUCCAGGAGCUGUGGAUGUCAGCACGCAGCCCAAAGCUAGAACCGGCCAAGGUGGCGGACGACUUUGCGCUGAACAUCCAGUGCGCAAUAAGCAGAGGCCUUGUGUCUGGCGUCUUUGACGAGAUCAGCAACAGGGAGAAGCUUAUUGCAGAUGCAUACGAAAACACAUUCUCAUGGGUCUUUCAGAAAACCCCGGUGAUCGAGGCCGGAAAACACCUCUGGUCAAGCUUUCCUAAGUGGCUCGAGGGUAAUGACAAGUCGGUAUUCUGGAUCACGGGGAAGCCGGGGUCCGGGAAAUCAACACUGAUGAAGUUCAUUCUCUCAAGUGACGAGCUCAGAAAGUUUCUCGAGAAAUGGGCGGCCGGACUUCCGCUGCAAGUGACGAACUUCUACGCCUGGGUUGCCGGAUCAGACUUACAAAAGUCUCACCUAGGUCUCAUGAGGACUGUACUGCAUCAAUGUCUCCAAUCAAAUCCUGGCCUAGCUUCGGCAGUUGCCCCACGAAGAUGGGCUCUCUUCUCUACGCUGAGGAGCUGCGAAAAACAGCCGACUUGGGAGGAGUGGGAACUGAAAGAGUCUUUCGAGUAUCUGCUGUCGGGAAUGGUCAAGACACAUCGACUUGCAUUCUUCAUUGACGGACUGGAUGAGUUUGAGGUGUCUCCGGCUCAUACCUUGGCUCUGGUGAAGGAUAUUGGUGCCCGCGAUGGUAUCAAGGUCUGCGUUGCCAGCCGUCAGUGGAGAGAAUUCAACGACGAGCUCGGGAAGUAUCCGGUGCUACGGAUGCAGGAUCUUACGGAAGAAGACAUGACACACUUCGUUAGGGGCACCUUCUCCUCUAACAGAGGUUUCCAGGAGCAAAUCCAUAUAUUUCCCGACGAGGUCGAGUCCAUCAUACUGGAGAUUGUCAACAAAUCAAGCGGCGUCUUCCUAUGGUCAUAUUUGGUUGUCAAAAACUUGUCCGAAGCCUUUACAGACGGCGAGGGACUGCUGCGGUUGAAAGAAAUCCUCCACAGUCUCCCGGAGGAUCUCAAAGAUCUUUAUACGAGCAUCUGGGGACGCAUGGGUCACCGCAGUCGAGACUUUGCGAAACUGAUGGCUCUAUUCAGGGCGUCAGAAGGACCACUGCACUUGCUGAAUCUAUGGGUGGCAGAUGGCGGGCCCCAGGGCCUUACUGGAUUUGACCUACUCAAUCUCUCCGUCGUUCGCUUGUCAGGCAUUCGCAGUCAAGUGAUACGUCGCCUCGACAGUCAUACACGUGGGAUCUUGGAGCUCUCCAAGGACGACAACGUCGAGCUACUCCACCGUACUACCUUGGACUGGGCCAAGAGAGAGGAGAUUUGGAGUGACAUAAGCUCGCAUCUGGAUGCGGACUUUGACCCUUUCAUUGAACUAAUAGAAGCUGAAGGUAUCAUGACGCGGAGGAGGCUGAGACAUAUUGAUAUGCCUUGGCGACAAUCUGAGCCGGAUCCGACCUUGACGCAACGGAUUUAUGAGGUCUUGCGCUACGCGAACAAGGUCAGGCCCUCUGUCCCCAACACGCAGCGACUCGUCCAAAUCCUUGACGACUUCGACAAGGACAUGACAGACACGUGGAGCCCGAUGGGAGGCAACCGUGACGCGAUGGGCAACAAAAUCCGAAACAGUGAUUGGCCGUACUAUCAAGGUCCGGAAUGCGACUUCCUCGGCCUCACCGCUCGCUAUUGCGCGGACACUCGCUACUAG
Molecule: messenger RNA, 2316 nt
Organism: Diaporthe citri
Lineage: Eukaryota; Fungi; Ascomycota; Sordariomycetes; Diaporthales; Diaporthaceae
Exons: 4
Coding region: 1-2316 (771 amino acids)
Source: RefSeq, a predicted model, not a curated record